Molecule: messenger RNA, 1141 nt
Organism: Varanus komodoensis (Komodo dragon)
Lineage: Eukaryota; Metazoa; Chordata; Lepidosauria; Squamata; Varanidae
Gene: CUNH16orf86
Product: chromosome unknown C16orf86 homolog
Exons: 6
Coding region: 1-831 (276 amino acids)
Source: RefSeq, a predicted model, not a curated record
AUGUAUACAACAGCAGCCGAACAGGCCAUGGCUAGUUCUGCAAAGAGUGCCAGUGAGAAAAAAUCUGGAGGAAAGGCCACACCUUCCCACUUCCUGUUCCAGCUGGCGGCAGCUUUGGACAACCCAACUAUCAAGUCACUAGAGUGGCAUGAAGAUGGGAAAGGCAUUCUCCUCCACAUGAAGCUGUAUGAGGAAGAAAUUCAGAAGCACCAAGAACUGUUUCCAGAACUCAAGAAUCUGAAAUCAGUUUCUGUGCUCCAGGCCUGGCUGGCAACCUAUGGCUUUAAAGCAAGAACAAUAAAAACUGAAUCUGACAUACUUACUUUCCAGCAUGCAGACUUCAAGAAGCUCACUCCCAGGACAGAGGAAGCAGAGGGCCCCAAAGCUGAAGUUUCCUUCAUGCCAAAGCAGCCCAAGAAAUCCAAGAAAAGAAAAAGCAGCCUUGAUAUCCCAGCGGCCCCAUCUGCCAUUCCAGGAGGUGCCCUGUCUCCAGAGUCUGCAGGUUUAGACAGAAAGUCCCAGCGUCUGCGCCCUUUAUACCAAUAUAUCAACUAUGACAACCCGGAGAUGAACAAUCCAUCAGACAAGGAAUGUGACCUGCUCCAGUGUGAAGCUCCUUCAACCCUCGAGAACAAGACAGGCCUCUUAGAACUGAAAAUAACACCCAUAGUUGUAGAAGACAAAGGCAAAGAACUGAGAAGUCCAACAAGCACCACUUCAGGAGCUGUAGCAAAAGCAGAGGUCGACAAGUCUACACAGGUGGACAUUGACAAGAUGCUCAGUGUAUGUGCAGCUCACCUAGUCCCACCACUGUCACCACAGCACAAGUAACAACAUGUCACAGGAUUCUUAGCUGUGCCCUGAAGAGGUAAGACCAGUAGGACUGGCUUGCUCCUCAAAUUUGUAUGAAGCACAGAAACAGAUGUUUUCCUAGAUGCUCCUUUUAUUCCACCUGUGUGUAUUUCUCAACUACUGUUCAUUAUAUUCAGGUGUCGGUUGUUCACAUUCAUCUCAUUUGCUUGUAAAGGGAAAUUAGAUGCUGGCACAUGUAGACACAAAAUACUUCCAGCAAAAUAAAACUAGUUUCUCAGUUGUUCUAAAGAAAACCCAACAAACAGUUCAUUGUUCUCAAAGCAUCCAG